ACCACAACAAACGGACAAAGAUGGCUCCAUUUAAACUUAAAUUUCGCAUGGGCAGCUCGCGUAGCACUUCACAGGAACAUGAACCCGAUCCUCAGGUAAAUGAGGCCCUGCUAAAUCAUCAGACCAGUGGGGCAAUUGGUGCCAGUAGUUCGACCAUAGAUUCCGUGGACUGUAACAGUUUGGUGUCGCUAAAUACCAGCGAACGUAAACUGUUGUUGCCAAACAAAGGCAACACUCUGAGAAUGGGCUUCAUAAAUCAGAAUCAAGGGGAAAAUAUACCCACCACACCGCCACCAACAUAUGAACAUGUUUUAGAAGAGCAACGACAAUUGGCCAUUGCCGGCAUUAACAUCAGCAUCAACAACGACGAUGAUGAACAACUUCAUUUGAACGAACUGGAACAAUUGAGUCUCAACGAAUUACCCUGCACCGAUCCCAAUUGUCAAGAGAAUUACGCCAACAACAACAACCAUCACAAUAUCAAUCCCAUUAAUAACAACAACGAAGCAGCAGCCGCAUCCGCAUCCGCAGCAUCAUCGUCAGCCAUCGCAUCCAAUUCGAUCAAUUCCAAUACCAUCGACACAUUAGGCAACAACGAGCAUUUACAUCAUAAGGACGACGACACCGCUCCGGAGGAUCCGGAUAAUAAUCUUGAAGACGAUCGCAAGGAGUCAAUUGAUUCGCAGGAAUUACUAUUGGGUGACAACAUGACUGACUCAUCUUCCGAGCAGGAUAGGGAUCAAAUGGUGGACGAUAACAGUUGCACCGGCAAUUGUCAACAGUAUUCGGAUGGCACGGCAUCGUGUUCGGGCGGUGGUUCCGGUGGUGGGAUGCAAGGCGAACAUAAUCAGAGUAAUGAUUUCUAUGAUCCAUUGAUGAAUCAUGGAAUCUAUUGUAAUGAUGCCUCCCAUUAUGAUGAGGAUUAUCAGAGUCAACACCAACAAAUGUACGACAACGAUGGCAAUUCAGGUGAAUGCGAUGAAUCCUGUACGAGUGAACAUCAUUGGGACAUGAAUCCGCAGUCGAGCUCGCAUCAAAGUCUAUAUUGUGGCGACAGUAGUGAACAGCAGCACCUGCAACAACAACAUCAGCAGCAGCAACAACAACAACAGUAUUAUCAACAACAAUUGGAACGUUCACUGACACCGGAAAUAAUUAGCAAUAAAUCAUCGAAGGAAAUCUACAAGGAUUUGGCUAAACAAUGCGGCAUAACGUGUAAAAUGUCAGACGGCUGUCGGUGUAUGGAAUGUCAGAGUCAUUAUUUUGAUUGUGAAUAUGAUGAUAAUGAGCAUCAAAAGACCGAUGGUGGUUUGGGAGCUGGUACACCCAUGUUCAUUACCGAAGUUAUGCACGGUUCAGCCUGUAAUAUUUUGUAAACUGGUGCCGAAUAUU
Musca vetustissima is the source of this 1392-nucleotide messenger RNA. Its product is annotated as myb-like protein I. The coding region runs from base 21 to 1376 and encodes 451 amino acids. NCBI's taxonomy places the organism in Eukaryota, Metazoa, Arthropoda, Insecta, Diptera, Muscidae. The record is from RefSeq and is a predicted model, not a curated record. The transcript has 5 exons.